Molecule: messenger RNA, 258 nt
Organism: Ictidomys tridecemlineatus (thirteen-lined ground squirrel)
Lineage: Eukaryota; Metazoa; Chordata; Mammalia; Rodentia; Sciuridae
Product: beta-defensin 105
Biological process (GO): innate immune response
Cellular component (GO): extracellular region
Source: RefSeq, a predicted model, not a curated record
AGUCUCCCUUCAAAGAUGGCUCCAUGCAGGAAGAUGUUUUAUUUUGUCAUUGCUUUGUUCUUUGUUUUGGCUCAGUUUCCAUCAGGGUGCCGAGCGGGUCUUGAUUAUUACAAGUCACUUCCUGGAGGUGAGUUUGCCGUUUGUGAGACCUGCAGGCUUGGUCGUGGCAAAUGCAGGAAGAUUUGCCUGGAGAGUGAGAAGAUUUAUGGAAACUGCAGAUUGAACUUUUUCUGUUGCCGACCCAAGAUCUUGAGAUAG